AAAUAGUGGAUUUUUCACCAUCUCUGUUAGUUACAAUUCCAAGUGCAUAGAAUCAUAUUAAAUUUUUUUUUACAUCAAGAUGCGGUUCGUUAUUUUUGCUGCGAUUGUUUGUUUUUGCGUCGUAGGAGCAUUGGCAAAGCAUGCUAAAUUCGAAGCACUAUUAGAAACAUGUACAGAAAAGCUAAAAGCUGAUCCUGAAGCUGUGAAAGCACUAUAUGAGACGGGUGCAACAGAUGAUGCUCAGACAAAAUGUGUAUUGGCUUGUACUAUGCAAGAAGAUGGAUCAAUGAAUGAGGCUGGUGAAGUAAAUAAAGAAAAAAUUUUGGACAUGUCUGAUGAUGUUUCUGAUGAGAUAAAAGGCAGAUAUACGAAAGUUAUUAAUGAAUGUGUUGAUGAACGUGAUGACAAUGAGUGUCAAACUGCUUAUAAAAUCUUUGCCUGCGUCCACAUGAAAUUGAAACAAGAGGAAGAAUAAGUUGAAUAAAUACAACUUGGACGAAUUCACCAAUAUUUUUAUCUACUACCAAACUUAAAUCAAUACUAGAAUGAUAUAAAAUUUGAUAUUGUGCACUAAAAUUAUCAACACCUUUGUAUAUAACCUGACAACAAUAUGUCUCUUGUAUAAUAUUUUCUAUAGGCAAAUAUAUAAAUAACCUCAAACAAAUUACCUCCAA
Molecule: messenger RNA, 674 nt
Organism: Chelonus insularis
Lineage: Eukaryota; Metazoa; Arthropoda; Insecta; Hymenoptera; Braconidae
Product: general odorant-binding protein 56h-like
Exons: 5
Coding region: 80-475 (131 amino acids)
Molecular function (GO): odorant binding
Source: RefSeq, a predicted model, not a curated record